Molecule: messenger RNA, 1467 nt
Organism: Cydia amplana
Lineage: Eukaryota; Metazoa; Arthropoda; Insecta; Lepidoptera; Tortricidae
Exons: 10
Coding region: 1-1467 (488 amino acids)
Biological process (GO): detection of chemical stimulus involved in sensory perception of smell; sensory perception of smell
Cellular component (GO): plasma membrane
Molecular function (GO): odorant binding; olfactory receptor activity
Source: RefSeq, a predicted model, not a curated record
AUGGUUCGAGUGCUGUUCGUGAUCGCCUUGGUGCUGCUGGCGGCCGCUGUUGUAGAAAGUCAAGAACAAUGGUUAAAACGCCAAGCAAUCAACGCACUCCUGCAUUUAGAUAGAGCGGACGCGCAAGCGCAAGCGGCAGCACGCGCUUACGCGGAAGCGCGAGCGGAGGUCAGGUCACGCGCGGAAGCGUAUGCACGCGCGAAAGCGAAAUUGGCCAGCGACGAGGGUUUCAGGGACGAAGCAUUAGACUUAGACUACAUGCGCGUGAUCCGUCUAUAUCUCGACACGGUCGCUCAUUGGCCGAACGAAAAAUUCGGACCCAUAACUAUGCGCACACGCAUGCUAUCCAUGUAUCAUAAGUUAAUAUUGACUAUACUCGUUUAUGCUGAGAUCUCAGCGUUGUUUUUGGUCAGAGUCAGAAUGACAACUCAUGGUUUCAUUGAUUUGGGACAAGAUUACUUGUCUAUCUUGAUGUCCUUCGUAAUGAUUACAAGAAUGACACUAAUACUCCAAGAGAAAUACUGUUCACUUAUAAAAAACUUCGUUUCAAAAUUUCAUCUACUGAAUCAUAAGCAUGAAUCUGAAUUUGCCGCUAAAGAGUAUCGUAAGGUCAACAAAAUUUGUCGGAUUGCGACCAUAGUGAUAUUGUUGGAGUGCCUCAUUGGGCAAGUGAUGUUCAACGCAGUCCCAAUAUAUGUAAACAUAGAAGCAGGCUUGUUCACAGACCAUGCCCAUAGACCACCAAAUGCAACCUUCGUUCACUUCGUAAACUAUUAUUUCAUCAUAGACCAAUAUAGCGAUGCGAUCGGUUAUACCAUAGUCUCUUUAUUAAACGGUUUCAUUUCAUACAUUUGCGGCGUUGCGUUCUGUGGCUUAGAUCUAUUGAUUUAUGUAUUGGUCUUUCACAUAUUGGGCCAUUUUAACAUACUGGUGGAUAAAAUGAGAAGUUUUCCGAUACCAAUAAGUUUUCCUGAUGAAUCUUCUAACCGACAAUAUAAUGAAGAAGCGUUUAAAAUUUUGAAGAAUUUAAUACAACACGACCAAUUGAUUAAGGAAUUCAUGAACGAUACAUCAAACACGUUUGGCAUCACCCUGUUUAUAUGCCUUUUAUUUCAUCAAGUUUCUGGUUGCAUUUCGCUUCUAGAAAUUUCUCCAAUGACUGCAGAGGCGCUGACACGAUAUGGCCCCUUGAUAUUAGUGUUGUUCAAUCAGCUGAUACAGAUGUCGGUGAUAUUCGAACUAAUAAGCUCCAAGAGUAACUUCCUCUCAGACGAUGCGUACGCGCUGCCAUGGGAGCUGAUGAACAACAAGAACAGAAAGACCCUGCUACUCUUCCUCAUGAACGUGCAGCGACCGAGGGCUCUGAAGGCCGGCGGUUUGGUCUCCGUGGGCGUGCUGACUAUGUCUCAGAUUUUAAAGAACUCAUUUUCAUAUUUCUUAAUGUUAAAGACACUUGGAAAUGUAUAA